AUGCUCCAAACGCACAGCUCCGAGCGGGCACGGGGAAAGAAAAACAAACCCCCGGGGUGUGUGAAAGGCCCGCCGGGAGCCCCAGGGCCCCGCAGGGCACCCCAGCGCCUCGGGAGGGGGCACCGCUCCGGCAGCGCUGCGCCUCCCGAACCCGCGGGGGACGGCGGCGGCGGCGCCGCAGGAGCGAAUACCGACUGCUCCGGUUCCUUCACCCGUCACCCUAUGCAGACGUUCGACCCGAAACGCCGCGUUUCUGCCGCCCUUCGAAUUAACCCUACGCUUUUAAAGCCGCACCGCCCGAGGUCCCCGUUUCUCCUCUGCCGGGGAGGGGACGGUGCCGCGUCCCCGGGAGGAGACCACGGUGCGGAUCCCCCCCCCGAGGCUCAGCGGGAGGUGCCCGGGCCGGGGCAGCCGCAGGAGCACCCCCGACACCCCGUCCCCGCCCCGCACUCACCCCCUUCCACCGGGAAACUUCGGGGCCGCCGCGAGGCCGGGGCCGUGUGGGAGAACUUCGGGAGAGCUGUGGCGGCGGUUCCUCCUCGCGCUUUCGGAAGGACUGGGGCCGCGGGGUUCGAGGCGAGGCGCCCCCGGGCUGACGAGGCGGGACCCCAACCCCUCCCCUGGACGGCACCACCCGCGGACCCCUUCCCGCGGCACUGCGGCUCCCCCGGGCGGGGAGACAGGAGGAUAAGGUCCUCCGACCGGGCACGGGGCUUCUCCGUCCCGUCCCACGGCCUCCCACAGCGUCCCAUCUCAAAGCAUCCCACGGCAUCCCACGGUCCCGUGGCGCCUCGUCCCGUGGCGUCCCACAACGUCCCAUCCCACAGCAUCCAAUGGCAUCCCGUGGCGUCCCGCGGCAUCCCGUCCCGUGGCAUCCUGACCCAUGGCAUCCCACAGCAUCCCGUGGCCCCGCGGCAUCCCGUCCCACGGUCCCGUGGCAUCUCACGGUCCCGCAAUAUCCCGCGGCACCCCUUCCCGAGGCACCCCCCAGCAUCCCGUCCCGCGGCACCCCCUCCCGCGGCACCCCCUCCCAAGACACCCCUCAGCAUCCCGUCCCGCGGCACCCCUUCCCGAGGCACCCCCCAGCAUCCCGUCCCGCGGCACCCCCUCCCAAGACACCCCCCAGCAUCCCGUCCCGCGGCACCCCCCCCCAAGAAACCCCCCAGCAUCCCGUCCCGCGGCACCCCCUCCCAAGACACCCCUCAGCACCCCGUCCCGCGACACCCCAGGAUCCCCCAGCGCCCCGUGGCCCCACGGCGUCCACCGCGCCCUCACCUCCUCCCGGCCCGGGGCCGUCCCGCCGUGUCCCCGCCCGCAACGCCGGAGCGGCGGGCGCCGAUCGCGGCCGAUUGUGCCCCCCUGGCGGCCCGGGCGAACUGCAGCCGCCUCCCCGCAGAGCCCCCCCCCAGAAAAAGAUCGCAGGCUCCGCCGAUUUUUUGCCUCCUUGGGGUAACAACACCCGCCGGAGUCUCCAAUAGAGAGAAGCGACGGCCGCGGGGCCGGAGCGGGGCAGGAUUUCAGCAAGUGGAAAUGAAUAUGAAUUCCAGCAGCCGAAGGGGAGGCGGUGCGGGAGGCGGUGCGAGGCGGUGCCAGCCCGCUCCCAGCCCGCUCCCAGCCCGCUCCCAGCCCGCUCCCAGCCCGCUCCCAGCGCUGUGCCGGGACUGCCGCCGGCUGCCUUCGCCCCUUUGGCAGCCAGAGGUGUUUGUAAAGCGCCCGCUGCCCUCCCGGAGGGGUCAUUUGCUUUAA
This is a messenger RNA of Cuculus canorus (common cuckoo), 1746 nucleotides long. Its product is annotated as basic proline-rich protein-like. The transcript has 2 exons. The record is from RefSeq and is a predicted model, not a curated record. Lineage: Eukaryota; Metazoa; Chordata; Aves; Cuculiformes; Cuculidae. The coding region runs from base 1 to 1746 and encodes 581 amino acids.